AUGUCUCAAAACAUUUUGAAAAGCAGCUUGGAAAAUGCUUCCUUCAAUAUUAUAUUUCAGAUACUAUGUCGUGGUGUUACAUUUGUUUUGAAUGCUUUCGUCGUUCGACAUGUUGGUCAAGCAGUUUUAGGAGUAAUAAAUGUACGGUUGCUGUUAUUGGAGUCAAUGAUCUUGUUCUUAUCUCGGGAACCAUUUAUGAAAGCAUGCUUAACUAAUACGGCAGAACAUAAUUGGGCACAAGUUGUUAAUCUGUUAUGGAUGACGGUUCCUAUAUGUUGUGUAAUGUCUGUAACAUUUGGAUACAUUUGGCUCUUUGUCUUAUCAGCAUCCGAAGCAUUACCAUCGUAUUAUGUAUUUGCAGUUUGGGCAGUUGCUCUUUCUUGUAUCAUUGAUUUGUCAUCUUUAAUUGUUCAGCUGGUUGCUACUGCAUAUUUGUUUGUUAGAUUAAAAAUUAUUCUUGAUACGAUCAUGAUUGCUAUUCGUACUUUAACAUUUGUUCCAUUAAUACUAUACAAUCCAGAGAAUGCAUUGUUUGCAUUUGGUGUAGCUCAACUAGUUGCAGCAAUUUUUUAUACUACUAGUCACUAUGCAUAUUUUCAUUAUUAUAUUAAAAAUAUUAAUAAAUAUAAGUUAAAGCGAAGAAUGUCACUAAAAGAUAACAGUGAUGAAUAUGUUGUGAGAGAAUUCCCAUUUCGAGCAGUAAAGGAUUUUCUACCUGGACAGCUGGAAAAUAAAGGACCGUAUUUAGAUAAAAAAUUAUCUAUUCUUACUUGGAGUUUCUUUAGACAAGGAAUUCUAAAACAAAUUUUGACAGAGGGAGAAAGAUUAAUUAUGACAGUAAUGCCAGUAUUAACAUUUACUGAACAGGGAACAUAUGAAAUUGUGAAUAAUUUAGGUUCUUUAGCGGCAAGAUUCAUUUUCCGUCCAAUAGAAGAAAGUGGAUACUUUUAUUUCACCCAAAUGAUUAAACGAGAUAAAGAAAUCAGUGAUCAAAGUCCUAUAAAAGUUCAGGAGAGUGUAAAUGUUCUAACACACAUGUGCUCAGCAGUUACAUCUAUUGGUUUAGUGGUACUAGUAUUUGGACAAUCGUACUCAAGCACCCUAUUAUGGUUGUAUGGUGGUACAAAAUUAACUUCAUAUCUGCCUAUACUUCUGAUGCGAGCACAUUGUUUAGCGAUUCUACUUUUGGGAAUAAAUGGUGUAACAGAGUGUUACACUAAUGCUACAGCUGACAGCGGGACUAUAAACAAGAGCAACUUAAUUAUGAUCUAUGAAUCAAUUGCAUUUUUGGGUGCAUCAUAUUUGUUUGCUAUUUGGUUUGGUCCUGUUGGCUUUAUUCUUGGAAAUUGUGUGAACAUGAGCUUAAGAAUCUUUCAUUCUAUAAUUUUUAUUAAUAGGAGAUAUAAAGACACGAUAUACCGUCCAUUACGUGGAUUAGUGCCAAAACCUAUGUUCUCUGCUUCUCUUCUUGUAGCAGCGUUAAUCACAAACGUGUCUCAUGCUUAUUUCUUUCCCGAUGAAAAAGUCUUGCAUCUAGUCAUUGGUGUGAUCAUGUUUAUAAUUGUCCUCGUAUCAUGGAUUUACGAGCAUCAUGAUCUAAUCAGACUUGGUACAAACAAGUGGUAUGAAAGAAGAAAUCGACACAAGAAGAGUGAUUGACCUUAACUCUGUUAAUAAUAAUGGUUUAUUGAUAUUUACAUACAAAAUUAUCUACAAGGGUGCUGCAACGCGGAAAUUAUGUAAAUCUUCUAAAUUUUAAUAAUUAUGUAUUUUCUACACUGUUAUACUUCAGAUUGACCAAGUACAAAUUAUCCUAUCUCGACGAAUAUCGUACUACAUUUACUCUGAGUAAAUAAUUUUAUAAAAAAUAAAACAUCAAGAUAAUUCUAAACAUAAUGAAGUUUAGUUUAAAUGUAAUCAUUAUUAUUAGUUGGAGUAACAAAA
Dufourea novaeangliae is the source of this 1944-nucleotide messenger RNA. RefSeq names its product protein RFT1 homolog. Bases 1 to 1659 code for a protein of 552 amino acids. The transcript is spliced from 8 exons. NCBI's taxonomy places the organism in Eukaryota, Metazoa, Arthropoda, Insecta, Hymenoptera, Halictidae. The record is from RefSeq and is a predicted model, not a curated record. Gene Ontology annotation, cellular component: endoplasmic reticulum membrane. Gene Ontology annotation, biological process: dolichol-linked oligosaccharide biosynthetic process; glycolipid translocation.